Messenger RNA from Dothidotthia symphoricarpi CBS 119687, 513 nucleotides. RefSeq names its product actin depolymerizing protein. Bases 1 to 513 code for a protein of 170 amino acids. The record is from RefSeq and is a predicted model, not a curated record. Gene Ontology annotation, cellular component: actin cortical patch. Gene Ontology annotation, biological process: actin filament debranching; negative regulation of Arp2/3 complex-mediated actin nucleation. Gene Ontology annotation, molecular function: actin binding; Arp2/3 complex binding. NCBI's taxonomy places the organism in Eukaryota, Fungi, Ascomycota, Dothideomycetes, Pleosporales, Dothidotthiaceae. The transcript has 4 exons.
AUGCUCUUCAGCCCUACACCACUGCCCCUCACGAACCACUUUACAACUUUCCCUGAAAAACCACAGCGGAAGUCUUCCCUCUUCAGCAUGGCCUCCGAAUCCCGCCUCUACACCUUCUCCGCCGAGACGCAGACCAAGCUGCGCAAGUUCCGGCUGGGCACCUCGCGCGCCAAAGACCCGCAGGCAGUCAUCUACGAAAUCGACAAGAAGACGCUGGAAAUUCGCCCUGUCGACGAUGAAGUUUACACGGAUGUGCAGAGCCUCGCCGAUGACCUGCCCGAACACGCGCCCAGAUAUGUGCUGCUGAGCUAUCCACUGACACUUGACUCUGGACGGUUGAGCGUCCCGUAUGUUAUGUUGUAUUAUCUGCCAGUGACGUGCAACAAUGAGGUUAAGAUGCUGUAUGCCAGCGCGAAGGAGUUGAUGAGGAACACGGCCGAGGUCAAUCGAAUCAUUGAGAUUGAUGCCGCCGAGGACAUCGAGGACAUCGAGGAGAAAUUGAAGGAGACGUGA